CAGGGAGCGAUCGGGCCAGCUGUGGUUGUCACCAGCCAGGCGGGGCAGGGGGAGGCGGCGGUCGCCGCGCUGCCGGGAUGGGUAACAGAGUCGCCAGGGAGGACUUCGAGUGGGUGUACACGGACCAGCCUCAUGCCGACCGCCGCAAGGAGAUCCUGGCUAAACAUCCAGAGAUAAAAGCGUUGAUGAAGCCAGACUACAACUUGAUCUGGGUGGUUGUGCUGAUGGUUCUUGCGCAGCUGGCUGCAUUUUAUCUGGUUAAAGACUUGGACUGGAAAUGGGUAAUCUUCUGGACGUACGUUUUUGGAAGCUGUGUUAGCCACUCCAUGACUCUGGCUAUUCAUGAGAUCUCUCACAAUAGUGCCUUUGGCAACUGCAAAGCAAUGUGGAACCGAUGGUUUGGAAUAUUUGCCAACCUCCCUCUUGGUGUCCCAUACUCUAUAUCCUUCAAGAGAUACCAUAUGGAUCACCAUCGUUACUUAGGAGGUGACGGAAUUGAUGUGGACAUUCCUACCAACUUUGAAGGGUGGUUUUUCUGCACUCGUUUUAGGAAGUUCAUGUGGAUUGUUCUUCAGCCUUUUUUCUAUGCAAUUAGACCUCUCUGCAUAAAUCCCAAACCCAUUACUCGACUUGAAAUAAUCAAUUUGUUGGCUCAGCUUUCCUUUGAUGUCGUGAUAUAUUAUUUGUGGGGAGUCAAAUCCAUUUUUUACAUGCUUGCUGGUUCAUUACUUGGACUUGGGUUGCACCCUAUUUCAGGACACUUCAUAGCUGAACAUUACAUGUUUUUAAAAGGACAUGAGACUUACUCCUACUAUGGGCCUCUUAAUUUGCUCACUUUUAAUGUUGGCUAUCACAACGAACAUCAUGACUUUCCCAAUAUUCCUGGCAAGAGCCUUCCACUGGUGAAGAAAAUAGCAGCUGAAUAUUAUGACAACUUGCCACAAUAUAACUCUUGGAUAAAAGUACUGUAUGACUUUGUGAUGGAUGACACAAUCAGCCCAUAUUCACGCAUGAAAAGGCAAUUAAAGGGUGAAGUGAAGCAAGAUUAAACUUCCGGCAACGAAUAAACUUUGAAAUGUCUGCUUGCUUGAAAGUGGCUGGUAUAAGGUCUCUUGCUAAAGAUGUCCACCAGUGUCCUGAGUUAAGAUGUACAACAACAUAGCAAUGCAUCUUUAAAGAUUUUGUAGCAAACUCCUACCAGCUAUAACAUUCCUUGCAGUCCUUUCAUUGGUUUAAUGUGUUUGUUUGCCUAAGGAUCAGUGUUAUAUGCAUAAUGCUAAAUCACUUUGUUACAGAAUUUACUUUGGCGGGUGUUAAAUCUAUAUAAAAUACCUGUUUGACUCUUAUGUUUUAAAAGUUCUCAAUAUAGUACACUGCCCCAACAUGCUAUUUAGAUGACUGUAGUGUUAAAAAUGUUGUACUUACCUGUUAAUUCUAAACUAACAUGAUUUGUUAACUUAAAUCUUCUGUUGAACCUGUUUCCUAACAUAUGGGUUGAAUAACUACAUUUGCACAGAAAUGUUAAGUUGGCUUGUGUUUAAAUAUGUAAGGUCAUUUGAAGCAUUGCUUUAAAGUUCCACCUUUUCUACUGAAAGUACCUUAAAGGAGCGGUAUAUCAGACUGAAACUCAUCUUGGAGAUGGUUUGUGAGAUUUCCUUGUAAAAAGGUGAGCAAUUCAAGGGUAUUACCAGCUUUGCCACCUACUUUCUCAACUGCUUGCGUUAGCAUACAGCUUGAGCAGCUAGCAUUUUGAAUUGUAUUAUGUAAGCCACAAGGUAACAAUAGAACUACUGGGGUUUUCAUAUUGGAAAAAUCUUGCUACAGUUUGGGGUUUUUCAGAUCUGCAAAGAAAAAUUAUUAGGCUUGUCCUAAUUGGUUUUGCUGUUACUGUGGUUUUAAAUAUUUACACUGCUUUGGAAGUUUGGCUUGUAUGGUAAACUGAGUCAAUUGAAGCAGAUACCGGUCUGGCAAACAAGACUAGCUACAACUACUGACAGCUCUAUCUAUUAAGCACAUUAGUCAUUUGUGUACACAGAAAGGUGUUUCGCAAUGAUCUUGAUUUCCAGCCCCCCUUCCCCAAACCUACAGUAGCCUGCAUAAACAUUUGUCUGUCUUGCAUAUUAAAAUGUGGUGAGAGCACAGAUGGUGGUAUCAGAUUUCCUGCCUACAAAGUUUUUAAUUUAGAACAGAGAAUGGAUAGACUUGCUGAACACUGAAGAAUCUCUACAAACCUCAGCACAGUGUAUUUGCCUUCUGUCAUCUAAUGCAUUGAUGAUGGCUUUAAGCUGUCAAAGAUGGCUAAAAAUCACCCUUAGUUCUCCAAUGGUGAUCCUAUGCUAUAUUCUUCACUUAUCUCAAAGAUGAAAUCUGACAAAGUGGUAAGUCUUAGCUGCUGUCCACACUGGUCUGCUGUAAGUAACUUAAGUUUUAGAUGCUUUCAACAUUUUUUUUAAGAAGAUAAGUGCCUGAAAAGCAUGUAUUUCUUAACCCUUGCUUGACUGCAGUCCUGUUUUCCAUUUUAAGUGUGUGGGCUCUUGUCUCUGGUUAAGCAAUAGAAAUGAUAUGAAAUUGUGCCAACCACUUACAAAAUUACUUAAUUAUGAUGUCAGCAACAUGCUAGCCAGCAUAUUGCUCAGGGUAGACUGUAAUGCCAAAAUAUACUUUUUAAAAAUGUGAAAAUACUUAAUAAGCAAAGAUAAAAAGUCCCUUUAUUAGGACUUCAGUUUUAGAGAAAUUUGGUGUUAAGCAGAUGCAGGACUUGCUUAAUUGAGUGGUGAUAGAGAUGAACUUUUAAGAAUCAUUGCCUCAGAAGAAAACUGACUUGUUGAAAGACUUCCAUUAGGCUUAAGUUACAAAACAGUUUCUUCUUGAGGCACCUCAGCAUGAUGGCUCAAUUUGAGAAGCGAAAGGUGGAAUUAAAUCUCUUUGGAUGGCUUACCAUAGCUGGAUGAAAAGAUGGAAAGUGUCUCCAAAAUGUCUUAUGGCUAAAAGCCAAAGUUAAGAAAUGCAGUCAUUCUGGUUGCUUACUUAAUACAACCAGAGUUUAGGGUCAUAAUGUUAUACUUAGGCUUAAUUACCUUAAUUAUCAUGGAAUCACUGAUGCCCUUUACUGUUCUCCCAGUGGGUAGUGCAAGUGUGAAUUCCUGCUUUUAAACAGGUCUGAAAUUGCCAUUUCUCUUGUUUAUAAUAGCAAUUGUUGCUUUAAGGUGUUCUGUGAUCUUCCCUUCCAAAUCUGACUAUAAAUGUACCUUUUUCACUUGAAAAGCUGCAGAGUAGUGUGAAACUUUGAGGCAGAUAUUUAUGCUUCCCAUAAUUUUUCUGCAGUAUCUGCUACUGCAUAUCUUUGGAGAAGAUUUACUGGACUAGGUUAUUCUGAGCCAGUGAGACUUAAGUUUGGAUCUAUACCAUGGUCUGAUCCUUGCAAGCAUUGGUAAGUACCAUUCUUAAGCAUGUAGUUCAUGUGUAAUACACAAGAGGCUCUGGCAUCUAACUUCAGUGUAGUUUCAUCCCUAGAAGAGUCAGGAGCAUUUCUGAACCACUGGUAAAAGGAAUUAAGACCAGAUGGACUAUGUGAUUAGUAUUUGAUAUAUUCGAAGGGAGUAACUACUUUUAUUGAGUCAUACUAACAAUGUGGUGUGUAGUCCAAAGGUAUGGCACAAAACCAAGAAAAAAUACGUUAACAAACAACAACAAACAUUAACCAUCUAGUUACUCCUUUUAAGGAGUUAAAUAAUUUUUGUUACUACAGUUAAACUACAUCUGGCAGAAACAGGUUAAUGUAACUUUUGAAAUACUUUAUCUGAAAGUUGGAGGGAGCUUUGACUAACCAAUGAAGAACAAAUUAAAGAGCAUUAAGAACCCUGUUAUUUAACCUAAUUAUAAUUUUUAAUCUAUUUAGGUGGAAUGAGUUAACUUUGUCCUUUAUACAUGCUUGUUAGAGUUUGUUCCUUUCUGUGUAAAUAAAGCAUCUUACUAGUU
Molecule: messenger RNA, 3978 nt
Organism: Apus apus (common swift)
Lineage: Eukaryota; Metazoa; Chordata; Aves; Apodiformes; Apodidae
Gene: DEGS1
Product: delta 4-desaturase, sphingolipid 1
Exons: 3
Coding region: 78-1049 (323 amino acids)
Biological process (GO): ceramide biosynthetic process
Cellular component (GO): membrane
Molecular function (GO): sphingolipid delta-4 desaturase activity
Source: RefSeq, a predicted model, not a curated record